AUGUCCCACAUGCUGAAUAGAGAUGAGUCUCGAUUGGUGAUUUCCUUGAGGAGAACACCUGUCUGCCAUCGAAGGCUCUCAGCCCGACGUCGGGGCCUCUCUUUCCAGAACUCCCUGGAGGUAAUCCAGCAGGAGACGCUGGAGGAGUCCGCACAAUCUCUGUCUUUGGAUAAAGAACUGGUGCACCAAGCCACUGACCGUGGCCAGCGCCAGACUGGGUAUGGAAAUGAGUCGGCCGUCUGCUUUACGGAGCUGCAAGUGAUGAGGACCUCCCAGCCAGCCACCUGGGACAUGCUGGUGAGCUCCCUGGUGCCAGUUCUUUCGGCACAAACCAUCUGCUCCAUGACCUCCCAGGGCUCCUACCACGACAUCAACACCAUGGCAUGCUUCCUAGAGAAACUGGUCAGGAGAAGCACCUCUUCCAUCUACGUCUCCUGGCCAGAUGGAUGCCCUGUGGUCUGCGACCAGUAUGUGAGCAGUCCAAGGCUCAGGUUUGAGGUGGCUGACAUACAGGUCACCGUGUCCACAUCAUACCUGAGGCAUCAAGCCACCAUCACCCUUGCCUGGCUGUACCAAUUCAGGCCCAUUGGCACAAACCCAGAGGGUGGGAUGGCCGCAGUUUACCAGCUUCAGAAAGAACAACAGGCACUCCCAGUGCCGGCCAUAGAACCAGCGCCACCGCCAGCAGAUCUGGGCGAGCAGAGGCCUGCUCUGGAGCCAGGGGUGCCUGCAUCCCUGGAUCUCCCAAUAUAUAUCGAGCCAGCUCCAGGGCCAGGGUCAAGGGCAGCACCCUGGACAGAGCCAUCUGGAAAGCCAGUGAAAACUGGAAAGGCACAACCAAAGGCAAUCGUAGGCCUCAGCCAGCCCAGGACUGUGCCUGAAGAAAUGCUGCACAGGGCGGGGCCGUCUAGCAUCCUGGCGUACACAGGGAAACAAGUGGGUGAGCAGCUGCUCAAACCCCUUCCCUGA
Nycticebus coucang (slow loris) is the source of this 969-nucleotide messenger RNA. RefSeq lists its product as uncharacterized. Lineage: Eukaryota; Metazoa; Chordata; Mammalia; Primates; Lorisidae. The record is from RefSeq and is a predicted model, not a curated record. The transcript is spliced from 5 exons. The coding region runs from base 1 to 969 and encodes 322 amino acids.